Messenger RNA from Patiria miniata (bat star), 1874 nucleotides. RefSeq names its product creatine kinase U-type, mitochondrial-like. Lineage: Eukaryota; Metazoa; Echinodermata; Asteroidea; Valvatida; Asterinidae. The transcript has 9 exons. Gene Ontology annotation, biological process: phosphocreatine biosynthetic process. Gene Ontology annotation, molecular function: creatine kinase activity. Gene Ontology annotation, cellular component: mitochondrion. The coding region runs from base 112 to 1341 and encodes 409 amino acids. The record is from RefSeq and is a predicted model, not a curated record.
CAGUGUCAUCUUCGUUUUGUUGUUCUACAAAACAACAGUGAGUGUGUUCCUGGAUCUGAGUUGAUUUUCACUUCUAAAACCUUCGCAGCCAUUUUUACACAAUCAACCAACAUGGCGGCAAGGUUGCUCACUUCCUACAGAGGCAAGCUGUCGGCUGCAGCAGCUCUGGCUCUUGGCGUGGCAGGUCUGAGCUACAUUCGCACCAAGCGAGGCCGAGCCUACAUGGGGGUGCAAACCACCUUCCCCCCGUCAGCCAACUUCCCCGAUCUCCGCCAACACAACAACGUGAUGGCGUCACACCUGACUCCCAACGUCUACGCCAAACUCUGCAACCUUAAGACACCCAACGGGUACACGCUGGACCAGGCCAUACAGACGGGGGUGGACAACCCGGGACAUCCGUUCAUUAAGACGGUGGGAUGCGUGGCCGGUGAUGAGGAGUCUUAUGUGGUGUUCAAGGAGCUGUUUGAUCCCGUGAUCGAUGAGAGGCACAACGGCUACGGGCUUAACGACACCCACCCGACCGACUUGGACGCCUCCAAGAUCCGUGGCGGUAACUUCGAUCCCAAGUACGUGCUGUCGACUCGAGUCCGCACCGGGCGGAGCAUCCGUGGACUGAGCCUGCCGCCGGCGUGCUCGCGGGCUGAACGCCGCAUGGUCGAACAGGUCGUGGCGGAGGCUCUGGACGGCCUGGGCGGCGACUUGAGAGGAAAAUACUUCCCUCUGACCAACAUGACUGAGACAGAGCAGCAGACUUUGAUCGACGACCAUUUCCUGUUCGACAAGCCCGUGUCUCCGCUGCUCACGUGCGCCGGUAUGGCACGGGAUUGGCCCGAUGGUCGUGGUAUCUGGCACAACGACGACAAGACUUUCCUCGUCUGGGUCAACGAGGAGGAUCACACCCGUCUCAUCUCCAUGGAGAAGGGAGGCAACAUGAAGAGCGUCUUCGAGAGGUUCUGCCGAGGCUUGAACGAGGUGGAGAAGCUGAUACAGACCAAAGGAUGGGAGUACAUGUGGAAUGAGCAUCUUGGCUACGUCCUGACCUGCCCCUCCAAUCUGGGAACGGGCAUGAGGGCCGGGGUACACGUCAAACUGCCCAACCUUGGCAAAGAGCCUCGCUUUGACAUGAUCCUGGAGCGUCUUCGACUGCAGAAGCGAGGGACUGGGGGCGUGGACACGGCCUCGGUGGGAGGCGUGUUUGAUAUCUCCAACCUGGACCGACUUGGACAGUCUGAGGUCCAACUCUGCCAGCGAGUCAUCGACGGUGUGGACGCUCUGAUCAAAAUGGAGAAGCAGCUCGAGAGAGGGCGCUCUAUCGAGAGCCUGAUUCCAAAAGCCUAAGAAACAACUUUUGACCAAUCACAGCGCGUCUCACCUGUCGUCUGCUCACCUGUCUUCAAUCAAUUAGCCAAUAUGCUGCAGAGGCGCAGGUUUAUUUAAAGACAAUGGGAUUUAGAAACAAUGUAAAUAUGAUUUUAUAUUACAGAUUUUACUGAAAAUAUCAGAAUUUACGUUAUGCACUAUUCAAAACAAGCUAAAGAAAGCAAAUAAUGAGACAAAUUAUAUUGAAAAACUUUAACAGCUGUAUUAAAAAGUAUAUUGUAUAACUUUCAAACUGAUUCCAUUUUCUCUAAAAGGGGCCUAUUUUACGGUAUAAUUUUUGUAACAUGAACAACAUUCAAUACAUAGUGUUUUAUUCAAAUGUAGAGCAAAAUGUUCGCAAUUUGUACUUGGACUAUCCCGUUUUCAUCCAAAUAUCAUACUGCAAUUUCAAAUGGAUAGUUAAGCACAAAGUUAUUUUCAUGUUACAUACGCUGUACAUUACAAAAUAAUAAACAAUCAAGGUUUGCAAAAUAAACCAGUUUUAUUGCUUC